Molecule: messenger RNA, 1289 nt
Organism: Aspergillus alliaceus
Lineage: Eukaryota; Fungi; Ascomycota; Eurotiomycetes; Eurotiales; Aspergillaceae
Exons: 2
Coding region: 394-1092 (232 amino acids)
Biological process (GO): mitochondrial respiratory chain complex III assembly
Cellular component (GO): mitochondrion
Source: RefSeq, a predicted model, not a curated record
UGAAAUCCAAUAUCGCAAUUUUGCGAACGGCCGUGUAAAUCUGAGUUGAACACAGCUUUGCUCCAUCAGACAUGCCUCCCAGCAAGCUAUGCAUUACAAGGCUGAGGGAAUAUUCCAAUCCUCGAUGCUCAAAACUCCAUGUAGUUUCCCCUUCAAACUCGGGAUAGUACCAGACUGAUCAAGAAUUCCUAGGCAUUAACCGCAAUUAGACCAUCUGUCUCCUCCGCAGCUUUGCAACGAUUUUUAUACACAACACCUAAUGCUUCCUCUCAGGGCUCCACUCCCGAGCCUAUCACAAGCUAUUAUCUUGGUCAACGUCCACCGCGGACACUUGUUUCAUGCCCCGGACCUUAUUUACAGGGUCGCCGGGCUUCGCGAUUAGCCCGAGCGAUUAUGCCCCGUCCCGGUACUACUGCGGAGACAUAUGUGGCGUACGGAAUGACACAGAAGCUUUUCGAGGCCUGCUCUAGUCAGGCAGAUUAUAGUAUACCACAAGUAUCUCAGAAGGGAGCCCAAAUCCCCAAAACUGAAGCUGGUGAAGAUCUUGGAGUUGGGGAAGGAUGGUGGUAUGAAGACCUUGGCCUCAUACCUACCUUUUCAACCUGGUCCCAAAUCACUUUUCUGCACAUGUACCUCCUAACUGUCCGCUUACGAGCCUUGCCAUCGUACUCAAGUUUUCAAACUUAUUCCCGGCAUCUGAUCGACCACUUCUCGCACAAUGCUGAGCAUCGAAUGGACGUACUACAUGGAUUCACGAGCCGUACUAUUCGGAACAAAUUUCUUAAAGAUCUUUUCAUUCAGUGGCGAGGUGUUCUUGCGGCCUAUGAUGAGGGUCUUGUGAAGGGGGAUGCCGUGCUAGGUGCCGCCGUUUGGAGAAACCUGUGGAAAGCAAGCCAAAAUGGACCGGAUGGGAAGGAGUUGGACUGGUCAAAAAUAGCCCGAGUCGUUGCAUAUAUGCGGCGAGUGACUUCAGAGCUUUCUCGGGUGAACGAGGCGGAUCUCAUCCUCCACCUAAGCCAGCGAAAUGGCGGCAAGCCCGGCAUUUUUGGGUACGCUGAUCUAGACAAGAAACUGGUCGAUGGGAAGCGGUAAUUGUACGAACAAUUUAUUUGGGUAGUGAUUCACUUGCCUUCUUCGCUUCAUCGCUCGUUUCGAUUCAUAUUUGUGUUGUUCCCAAUAGCCUACUGUAUCAUACUACGUCUAUCCAUAUGGAGGACUGACAUUAGCUAGAAAUUUCAUCAUUAUUAUCACUUCAGUUAUGUUGCACAAGAAGACGCAACUACAGGCAU